This is a messenger RNA of Eimeria necatrix, 288 nucleotides long. RefSeq lists its product as hypothetical. The record is from RefSeq and is a predicted model, not a curated record. Bases 1 to 288 code for a protein of 95 amino acids. The transcript has a single exon. Lineage: Eukaryota; Apicomplexa; Conoidasida; Eucoccidiorida; Eimeriidae.
AUGUUACAUUCAGCAGCGUUUGCUGCAGCUGCAGCGCUGUACAACGCAGUACUUGCUGGUGCAGAGCCCCCCACGGCGCAGGCGGGCAUGGUAGUCGGACAGCUGCGCGUAGCGCCAGCAAGCGGAAGAAAUGCAAUGAUCGGCAUUGGGAAUGAUCCCGAUCAGUUUCAAAUGGGCAUCGAUGGAUCGGGGAACUUCAUCAUAGCAAGCCCACGAGCAACAAUACUGAGCGUGGACAGCGAAGACACCAUGAACAUCUAUGCCAACGUUUCGACCAGGUGUUACUGA